Molecule: messenger RNA, 1146 nt
Organism: Harpegnathos saltator (Jerdon's jumping ant)
Lineage: Eukaryota; Metazoa; Arthropoda; Insecta; Hymenoptera; Formicidae
Product: delta(3,5)-Delta(2,4)-dienoyl-CoA isomerase, mitochondrial
Exons: 7
Coding region: 92-1015 (307 amino acids)
Cellular component (GO): mitochondrion
Molecular function (GO): delta(3,5)-delta(2,4)-dienoyl-CoA isomerase activity
Source: RefSeq, a predicted model, not a curated record
CAACGAUAACGAAAGUGUGAACUCCAAUAACGAAUUAAAGAAUCCCACUACUGGGCCUUAAUGAUAAUGCAUAUAUCUGUAGUGAAACAACAUGGCGACAAAUAUCAUGAGAAAUCGAUUAUUAACAUCAAUGAGAAAACAGUUGCAAGGUGUUGCUGCACUGAGAUAUUCUACAGAAAUGUCUUUUACCAAAUGUAAGACAUUAACAGUAUCUGUCCCAAAACCAUUUGUUUAUAUGAUCCAAUUGAACAGACCAGAGAAACGAAAUGCAAUGACCUCAACUAUGUGGCAGGAAUUUAAAGAAUGUUUUGAAACAUUAGGAAAGGAUUCAGAAUGUAGAAUAGUUAUUCUAUCAGCUGCUGGCAAGACAUUCUGUGCAGGAAUCGACAUGCAAGAAAUGAUAAAACUAGGUCAGAAUAUAGCAGAGUAUGAUGAUAUUGCACGUAAGUGUAAAUUUACCAAGGACAAAAUCAAAAACUAUCAGGACUCAUUUACUGCUAUAGAAAAGUGCCCAAAACCUGUGAUAGCUGCAGUACAUGGUGCAUGUAUUGGUGCAGGUGUGGAUAUGAUAUCUGCAGCUGAUAUACGUUAUUGCUCUUCUGAUGCAUAUUUUCAAAUAAAAGAAGUUGAUAUGGGCUUGGCAGCUGAUGUAGGUACACUACAGAGAUUUCCAAAGAUUGUAGGAUCCGAUAGCUUAGUGAGAGAGCUUGUUUAUACAGCACGAAAGUAUCCAGCAGCUGAAGCACUAAAAGAUGGAUUUGUAAAUCGCAUGUUAGAUGAUGAAGAGAGUUUAUUGAAAACAUCGAUAGAAAUUGCUGAAGAGAUUGCGAAAAAAAGUCCAGUCGCAAUACAAGGCUCAAAGAUAAGUAUGGUAUAUUCUAGAGACCAUACUGUGGAAGAGGGACUAGAACAUAUCGCGAUGCAUAACCAGGCAAUGCUUCAAAGUGAAGAUCUUGUAAAUGCAGCUAUGGCACAAAUUACUAAGGGCGAACCCCCAGUAUUCUCAAAAUUAUAAUAUUUUAUCAUUAUGGAACGACUAGAUAUAUUAUUUCUUAAAUAAGAUAUGGAUGUAUGUAUAUAUGUAUAUGAUAUUCUUUGGAUACUUAUGUUUCUUAUAAAUGGAUAUUUAAAAGAUGCUUUAAUAUC